Synchiropus splendidus (mandarinfish) is the source of this 3163-nucleotide messenger RNA. It is a transcript of the gene wdr36, whose product is annotated as WD repeat domain 36. Gene Ontology annotation, molecular function: protein binding. Gene Ontology annotation, biological process: rRNA processing. Gene Ontology annotation, cellular component: Pwp2p-containing subcomplex of 90S preribosome; small-subunit processome. The record is from RefSeq and is a predicted model, not a curated record. The transcript has 23 exons. NCBI's taxonomy places the organism in Eukaryota, Metazoa, Chordata, Actinopteri, Syngnathiformes, Callionymidae. The coding region runs from base 1 to 2805 and encodes 934 amino acids.
AUGAUCAUCACAGAGAAGGGGAGGCGGAACUUUCGCGGCCUGUCGCUGUUUCUAGUCGGACUGAGUUUCAUUCACAUCCAUGUGCGCCGUGUGCUGCUGGAGUUGUUGGUGCGGACAAGAGUUCGGUUCUGGCGAUUCGUGACAAACAUGCCGGCCAGCAGUUCGCUUUUCUCGGGGUUCCGAGUUUUGGGUCUGUACUCGAACCACGUGCCGCACGCGCUCCGGUUCCAUCAGAAACACCGCGAAUUCUACGUGUCGACUUCAGUGGGGAAGAGCGUCCACACAUACAACGUCUCUCGGCUGGGAAUCGUCUCUGUCAGUAACAGCCUCCAUGAGGAAAUCACGUGCUUGGCAGCCGACAGGAUGUUGGUGUUUGCUGCCACAGGCAGAGUGAUCAGCGCCCUCGCCAGGAACAAGGAGGUGGUGCAGCGGUACGACGCUCAUCAGAAGGAGGUUCACCUACUGCUUCCUCUGGGGGAUCAGUUGAUCUCUGCUGACUCCAGUGGUGAGCUCAUCGUAUGGGACGUCCAAGAGGCUGAGAUCUACCUGAAGCUGCAAUUUGAGCCGACCUCAUUUGACCUGUCCGCCAUGACGCACCCAUCCACGUACCUGAACAAGGUGCUCCUGGGAAGUUCCCAGGGUGCACUGCAGCUGUGGAACAUAAAGACCAGCACGUUGUUGUUCACGUUCCCGGGCUGGUCAGCAGGGGUCACUGCUCUGCAGCAGACCCCAGCCGUGGAUGUGGUGGCUAUCGGCCUGGCGACGGGACGCGUUGUCAUCCACAACAUUCGGCUGGACCACACGUUAAUGAGCUUCACUCAAGACUGGGGACCAGUCACGGCACUUGCUUUCCGAACAGAUGGACCUCCCAUCAUGGUGUCGGCAAGUCCUCAAGGUCACCUGGCAUUCUGGGAUUUGGAGCGUCAGCAGCUUGUUGCUCAGCAGAGAAACGCUCACAACUCCUCUGUUGCCGGGGCCACCUUCCUGCAUGGAGAACCUUUGUUGGUGACAAAUGGAGCAGACAACGCCCUCAAGGUGUGGAUCUUUGACCAGGAGGGCGGCGGAGCCAGGCUGCUGCGGUGUCGCCAGGGUCACAGUGCCCCACCCACAGCUAUAAGUCACCAUGGCAACGAUGGCAAGAACAUUCUCAGUGCUGGUCUGGAUGGGACACUGCAGUCGUUUUCUACUGUGCACGACCGAUUCAACAAGAACCUGGGGCACGGCUCCGUCAAUAAGAAGAAGGAGAAGAAAAGAGGGCGGAGUCUCUUGUAUGAGGAGCUGCGACUGCCUCCGAUCACAACGUUCGCAUCAGCUGUGGCUCAUCAGUCAGAUUGGGACGGGAUUGUUGCGUGUCAUCGCGGUCGUCUGGCGGCCACCACGUGGAACUAUCAGCGGUGCACCAUGGGAGCUCAUCACCUGAAGUGUGGGGGUGGUCCUAAAACCUCUGUUGCCACGGUUGUUGACAUCACGUCCUGUGGAAACUUUGCUGUCAUUGGCUCCUCAUGUGGCCGGAUCGAUGUCUACAACUUGCAGUCUGGCCUCCACCGUGGUUGUUUUGGUGAGGACCACAGAGCUCACUGCGGAGCAUUACGGGGCGUUGCCACAGAUGCACUGAACCAGCUGACCUUUUCCACCGCGUCUGAUCACCUGCUGAAAUUCUGGCACUUCAAGAAUCGUCAACAGGAACAGGAGAUGGAGCUGCCGGUGGCGCCUUCCAGCAUGCUGCUGCACAGAGACAGUGGCAUGUUAGCGUUAGCGCUGGACGACUUCUCCUUGUUGGUGAUCGAUGUGGAAACCAGACGAAUCGUAAGGAAGUUGGCCGGCCACCGUGGCAAGAUCACUGGCAUGACCUUCAGUCCGGAUGGACGCUGGGUUGUCACCACGGCGAUGGACUGUUCAGUCCGGACCUGGGACCUCCCAUCUGGAUGUCUGGUUGACUGCUUCCUGGUGUGCAUGGCACCAGUGGCGGUGUCCAUGUCACCGACAGGAGACUUCCUGGCAACAGCUCAUGUGGACAGCAUGGGGGUGUACCUCUGGACCAACAAGAGCCUGUGUGGCCCAGUGGGGCUCCGCCCUCUUCCAGCUGACUUCCAGCCUGCUGUGGAGCUGUUGCCAGGGGUGACUGAGGACGAUGGCGAGCAGGAAAUGACAGAGGUCACGGCGGAUGACACAUACCAGUCUGCGGAGCAGUUGGGGGCGGAACUUGUGACACUGUCUCUGAUGCCAGAGUCUCGCUGGAAGAGUCUUUUGCACCUGGAUGCCAUCAAGAAGAGAAACAAACCUACAGUGCCUCCGGUUGCAGCCACAGCGCCGUUCUUACUGCCCACUGUUCCUGGACUGACUCCCAGAUUCGCCCCGCUGACAGAACCAGACCAGGAAGCUCAGUCAAAGCUGGUCAGUUGGGGAGUGGAUUCACAAAGGUCCAAGUUCAUCACCAGCCUGGAGGCAGGACUCAACUCUGGAUCAUACGAGGAGUCAUGCCGCCUCCUGAAGGACUGCGGGCCAUCUGCCGUCUCCAUCGAGCUUGCUAGUUUGACCCCAGAAGGAGGUGGAGACAGCAGUCUUGUCCAGGCCUUCAUUCAGAUGAUUGACUCCAUGUUGUCCAGUGGGCGGGACUUUGACCUGGCCCACUCUUACCUGGCUCUCUUCCUGAAGGUGAAUCUGCGAGCCCUGACUCAAGAUGCGGACGCCAUGGCCUCGCUACUAGGACUCUCGCAACGAUUGGAGGCGCGCUGGGCGGAGCUGCGAGCGUCUCUGGACCAAUCACUGUGUCUGUUGUCGUACAUGAAGACAUCACUGCUUUAGACUUUUAUUGAACCAUCAGUUGUUGAUAAACAUUGUGUGUCACGUUUAAUGGCAACUCAGUUUUCCUUCACAAGUCAUCACAUCACACUGAUCACAUGAUGCAUCUAGAGUGGGGGUCAGGGGCCUCCCUUUCACACGGUCACUUCAGUGCCUUCCUUGAGAGCCUUUUGUGCGACCUCAUGCAUAUUCAUACGGCAACCACCAGUUUCUCACGACCUCCCUCCUCCAAAGUUUGUUCAAAGAUUCUGGUUGGAUUAGUUUCAACCAGGGACCCGGCUGCAGCAUAUCAAUCAGUAAUCCGGAGCUGGAGGAGGCAAGAGAGAGAUUCAACCUGUCUCUUCAUAGUUGAAACCAGAAU